AAUAAAUCUCGCCUCCCUGAUCUUUGGUACAUAAAGUAAUAUAAGGACUAAAGAGGACUGGCAGCCACUAACAAAAUCAUAGCAUGGCAAUGGAGACAAGAGAGUUUCUGAGGGGUAAAACCAUUCUCAUAGUUGGCGCGACUGGCUUUCUUGGCAAAGUUUUUCUGGAGAAGAUCUUGCGAGAGCAACCAGAUGUGAGAUGUAUUUUUACACUCAUAAGGUCAAAAAAUGUGGAGUCCGCUCAAGCUAAACUCCAAAGCCAGGUGAUAUCCAAACAGUUGUUUGGGCUUCUUCGAGAGCGUUACAAGGAAAGCUAUCAAGAAUUCAUGGCAACAAAAAUUGUUCCUGUUGUUGGAGACGUGGCACUCAAUGAUCUCGGCAUAGAAGAAAGUUUAAGGGACGAACUCUGUGCAAAAGUCGAUAUUGUUGUCAAUUCUGCGGCCACCACGACGUUUAAUGAGAGGUACGAUAUUUCCAUGAAAGUGAAUGCAUUGGGAAGUAAGAAUGUCAUCGACUUUUGUAAACGUUGCUGCAACCUUCAACUUCUCUGCCACAUUUCCACAGCUUAUGUCAAUGUUGGGAGCAUGGGCACGGUCAGAGAAGAAGUUGUGAGGACGGGAGAAAGGGUUUCAUACAGCGGUGGAGAAAUAUCACUCUCUCAGAUAGAGUCCGAAUGCAAUUUAAUAAAGGAGACCAUAGAAGAGUUCAAGACUGUUUUAGGUGAAUCAUGGUCAUAUGAUAAGGAGUCCAAAUAUAUGAAGGAAUUUGGGGCACAAAGGGCGAUGAAGUUUGGAUGGCCAAAUGCUUAUGUUUUCACAAAAGCAGUUGGAGAGUUGAUGGUGGAUUAUUUCAGGGAAGAUAUACCAACUGUUAUCAUUCGUCCAACAAUAAUCGAGAGCAGCUUAAAAGAGCCAUUUCCGGGAUGGAUCGAAGGCAUCAGGAUGAUGGACCCAAUACUAAUUGGAUAUGGAAAAGGACGACUCUCGUUCUUCCUGGCUGAUCCACAUCUAAUACUGGAUGUGAUUCCGGUGGACAUGGUAGCAAAUUGCAUGAUAGCAUCAAUUGCGAGGAAUUCUUCACAGUGUGGUCUACACAUCUAUCACGUAGGUUCCUCCCAUGCAAAUCCAUUAAAGGACACUACGAGUCGGGAUUAUUGGUAUAACUACUUUUCAGCACAUCCAUGCACAUCUGAGAAUGGAAGCAUUGUAAGAGUGAAGAAACUACGGUAUCUAGAAAGCAUGGCCGACUUCAAAUUCUACAUGACUCUUUAUUAUCUAAUUCCUUUCCAGAUACUCUAUGUUGUGGAUAAGAUUCUGCUGGGCCGCUUCAAGCUGCAACCGCUCUACACUUUUCUACUUGAGAAGUAUAGAUUUGCAGUGAAGCUCGCCCACAUCUAUGAACCCUUUCUUUUCUUCAAGGGAAGGUUCAAUACCUCAAAUACUCAAGAUUUGUGGAACAAAAUUUCGGUGAGAGAUCAGGAGAUUUUUAACUUCGAUGUUAAGAGCAUAGAUUGGAAACACUAUUUCCUCGAGUGUCAUAUUCCUGGGCUUCUCACUUAUGUUAUAGGAGGUUCAAAAUAGGACUUUUCUUUUCUAUAAUUGUAUUAACCUGCUAUGGCAUGUUAAUAAAAAUAAUGUUAUAAUAAGUUGUAAUGUUAGAAUAUUUUAUGUUUACUUUUUAUAAGUUGAACAAGGUAGUUGAUAAUAACUACCUAAUGUAAUAAAUGGUAAGAAUUUGCGUGAGAUUUAAAUGUUAUUAUUUUUUUAAUAUUCAAUUGAUUUUUUAGUAUUUAUAUAG
Cryptomeria japonica (Japanese cedar) is the source of this 1797-nucleotide messenger RNA. RefSeq names its product probable fatty acyl-CoA reductase 4. The record is from RefSeq and is a predicted model, not a curated record. Gene Ontology annotation, biological process: long-chain fatty-acyl-CoA metabolic process; suberin biosynthetic process. Gene Ontology annotation, molecular function: alcohol-forming very long-chain fatty acyl-CoA reductase (NADP+) activity. NCBI's taxonomy places the organism in Eukaryota, Viridiplantae, Streptophyta, Pinopsida, Cupressales, Cupressaceae. Gene Ontology annotation, cellular component: intracellular membrane-bounded organelle. Bases 84 to 1580 code for a protein of 498 amino acids. The transcript has 10 exons.